Messenger RNA from Nymphaea colorata (pocket water lily), 493 nucleotides. RefSeq lists its product as uncharacterized. The transcript is spliced from 2 exons. NCBI's taxonomy places the organism in Eukaryota, Viridiplantae, Streptophyta, Magnoliopsida, Nymphaeales, Nymphaeaceae. Bases 23 to 439 code for a protein of 138 amino acids. The record is from RefSeq and is a predicted model, not a curated record.
CAAGCAACUUGAUUGUUCAACUAUGGGUGGGUCUAACACUGAACUUGAAAUCAUCAUCAAACAGGACGACGAUCAAGACUGGGAACUUUGGGUGGAUGAAACCAUGAUCGGCUUUUGGCCAAGAUCAAAUUACAGGGCACGCAAUGCAAACAAAAUUGUAUGGGGAGGUGAGAUAGUGAAUGAGCGGACAAGGGGAAGGCACACGUCAACCCAGAUGGGGAAUGGCCAUUUCUCGAGCGCACCAAUAGGGAGGGUUGCAUACAUCAGUCACAUGGCCAUAUACGACCUCAACAUGGAUCGUUAUCAUGCUCCCGAAGCGAUCAAUGUACACGUUCCCCAGCCCGACUGCUAUGAUCUCAAAUAUUCCCCAUCUGACGAUGAAUAUGGCCAGCAUAUAACAUUCGGUGGGCCUGGUUAUGAUAGAAGAAAAUGUCCUUGAUCUUCUUAUUAGACUGUUAUCGAUGCUAAUCUGCACUGUUAAGUAAUUCCUUUU